Molecule: messenger RNA, 1650 nt
Organism: Pieris rapae (cabbage white)
Lineage: Eukaryota; Metazoa; Arthropoda; Insecta; Lepidoptera; Pieridae
Product: brain-specific homeobox protein homolog
Exons: 5
Coding region: 429-1139 (236 amino acids)
Biological process (GO): regulation of DNA-templated transcription
Molecular function (GO): DNA-binding transcription factor activity, RNA polymerase II-specific; DNA binding
Source: RefSeq, a predicted model, not a curated record
AACGCUCACAAAAAUAGACAAUUUGCUCUACGAAAUCGAACGCACAACUCGACCUUUUAGUAUCGAAUUAAAAAAACGUAAAAGUUCUCGUCAACUAUACCACCCCUUAGGGGCGGGACGCGAGCACUCAUCCCUCCAUCCCUAUUACAACAGUUUACCGAGGUCCGUAGACGAAAUAGCCUCGUUUUGGCACACAACGAGCAAAGCGACAAUUAUCCGCGUUAUAAUUAUCGAUUUAACAUUAAAUUUAUGUUCUUUCAACAUUUCGCUUAAUCUGUGCAUAUUACGCGGUUAUUCUUAAUUCUAGUUUUUUUUAGUAUUUUUUAAAAUAAAUCACUUAAUUUUUUAUAACAACGUCGACUCAAAUAUGUAAUUUUGAAAAACAAAAAUGUUAUUUAUUUAAAAAUUUAUGUGAAUUAAAUGAAACAAUGAAUCAAGAAACGCGCAGUGAUUCACCAAGUGAAAAACGUCAAGAUUCCAAAACGUCUUUUUUAAUUGAGGAUAUUUUGUACCGCGGUCAUAGACAACCAUUCAAACAACCAGAACCAAGAAGGUUUGAUAUUGAACCUAAAUAUUUUCCAUCGUCGGCUGAAGUGAGGCCUCAUGUGCCAAGAGAUGGUUAUUUGCAAGUGGCCAUGGGGGCCUUAGGGGCAUAUUUACACACACCCAACACUUAUAAGGCUGUGGAGACACCGUAUUUUUUGUCACAAGGUGUGCCUUACCACGCCUUGUUUACUCCGUCGGAGCUUUCACUAUCAGCAUUGAAGCACUGCCGUCGAAGGAAAGCAAGGACUGUAUUUUCCGAUCCACAGUUAACAGGUCUGGAAAAGCGUUUCGAGUCGCAACGCUACCUGUCAACACCAGAAAGAGUGGAACUAGCUGGUGCACUCAACCUUUCUGAGACGCAAGUAAAAACCUGGUUUCAGAAUCGAAGGAUGAAGCAUAAGAAACAGAUGAGGAAACUGCAACAAAAAGGUACUGUUGCGGUGGAUUUCACAACUAAACACACAAUGAAAUGUUCUCAGGAUGAUUCCCGAAUAUCAACAACCCACACUUCAGACUCCGAAUCGGAACACAGUGACAGCGAUAUUGAUAUCGUCGGUGAAUCGAAUUACGCACAUCACUACUCUAAUACGUAAAGUUGUUGUAUGUUCGAAUAAAAUACUAUUUUAUUGAAUUAAAACGAAUUUGAACUAGAAAACAGGAUGUCUCAUAUAUAUUAAUUCUUUAAAAUUGGGUUCUGUCACCACUGUCUCUAAACACGCGUUAAAUAUCGUACAUUCAAGUUAAACAUUGUGUUUUUAAUACAGUUAUAUCUUAAUAUAAGUAUUAAGAUAUUCGUUCCACAUUCGUUCUUCGACCUUUUAAGCUUAGAUUUAGCUACACAACAACAUUUGCUAUGCUAAUGCACAGAUUUUAAGGUAUAUUUAAAAAAAAAUAUUGGAAUUGGUCCAACCGUCUUUGAGUUGCACUUAGCAUCAUUUGUGAUUAAUUUUAUAUAAUAUUUUUUCUAGUUCAACGUUGUAUUAUUGCAAUAAAACAGUAUUAUUAAAUAUUAGGGUCAAUUGAACUAUAGGUACUAUCUAAUGUCAACUAGGUACAAAUCAAGUUCUAAUUAAUUUAUUAUAAACCCAACAAAUACUACUACUG